Molecule: messenger RNA, 573 nt
Organism: Hypanus sabinus (Atlantic stingray)
Lineage: Eukaryota; Metazoa; Chordata; Chondrichthyes; Myliobatiformes; Dasyatidae
Product: granzyme A-like
Exons: 3
Coding region: 1-435 (144 amino acids)
Biological process (GO): proteolysis
Molecular function (GO): serine-type endopeptidase activity
Source: RefSeq, a predicted model, not a curated record
AUGAAAGAUGAUAUCAUGCUGCUGCAACUCGAGACUGAUGCAAAAAUCAACCAGUAUGUGAAUGUGCUCAACCUUCCCAAAGGAGGAAUCACCGACAUGAAAUCUGGAACAAGGUGCACCGUGGCAGGAUGGGGAAAAACAAAAAUAAACAAUUACUCUGACACACUUCAAGAGGUGAAGGUCGAGGUAAUUGAUCGAGGAGAAUGCAAAGCCAUGUAUGGAUCUAUAAUAACCCAGGACAUGAUCUGUGUUGGUGACAGCGAAGGCAGAAAGAAUGCAUGUCGUGGUGAUUCAGGCGGCCCUUUGAUAUGUGACAAAAUGUAUACUGGGAUUGUGUCCUUUGUCCAAAAAGGAUGUCCAUAUCCCCAAAUACCUGGGGUGUACACUUUACUAACAAAGAAAUACAUUGAUUGGAUUCGGGAUACAAUUGGUUGACCGCUGAAGAAUGCUGAAGAGCUGUACUGAGUUAUCACAAUCCUGCUUCACUCUGCUUUACUUACACUGAUGCUCAGUUAAUUGGCCUAGAGGGCCGGCUUGCCUCUAUCCUUACCUUUUCUGUUUUGCAUAAAAUGU